Adineta ricciae is the source of this 1068-nucleotide messenger RNA. The record is from the annotation of a GenBank genome assembly. NCBI's taxonomy places the organism in Eukaryota, Metazoa, Rotifera, Eurotatoria, Adinetida, Adinetidae.
AUGAAACGUCAUUCGACCACGAAUGAACUCUUUUUAUCACCCGUCAUUCAUCAUCGGAAACAACGAAAUCUACUUGAGCAGGAAGCUUUCAAUCAAAAUCAAUUCCUUCUUUCAAAAUAUCAACGAAAACAAACACAUUCAUUAUCAUCCUCCUCAUCAUACACUUCAUUAGAUUCUUAUCUGAAAGACUUUCAUCUUUCUCGCGAGGAUUUUCUUCAAUUACGAAAAGCACUUCAUACUGUCUUUCAAUAUCUCAGACAUAAUCAUCUUCUGGAACAUCGUUUAACGAGUCCGUACUUGCAAAACUCUGAACAAUCAUCUUUUCCUUUGUACACAAAUGAACAUUUCAUUCGUAAUGGUUUAUUAAACCAUAACGAUCGCCCAGAAAGUCGUCAUACUCACUUUCAAUCAGAUUCAUCACUAUCGUCCGUGGCAAUAUCCCCUGUAAAUCUCACUUUACCAUUGACACUUCUUUCGAAUCGACAGUAUCUCUUCAAUGCUUUAACAACUAAUUUCAUCAGCGACACAUCCCGACGAAGUCAAUCUAUUCUGACUUUUCAUCCGAAAGACAAUGAAAGGGAAUCAAUUGUUCUGCGACGUAACAAAGUACACGUAUGGAAAAGAGAUAAUCUGUUUGAACAAAGCUCGUCGAUUGUCGAAGAGAAAAGACAAGUUGACGGGCUUGAGGAUCAUCGAACAUCAUCAACAAGUCAGACAACGUCGCAAGAAACAUGCAGUCACAAUGUUGAAGAAGAAAAAAACAAAAAUCUUGCGGGAAUGAUGAUUACUGAUGAUUUAUUUCCGAUGAUAAAAACACUUGCUCCGUAUAUUGUCAUUCAAGAUACGAAUGCAAAAUUGUUCGCAACUAAAAAUAUCACUACCAGAACUAAUGAAAAACGUAAUCAACCUGUCAAUCAUCGACUGACAGAAAAGAAAAAACAAUCGGUUUGUCGUUCGGAAGGUCUCCGAACUAAACUUUUUUCUCUCAACGAUCAAUCACGUGAAAAGAAAAGAAAUUAUUUACUUGACGAAUUUGCAUCUGUUUUAACUCACAUAUCUAAAAGAUAA